This is a messenger RNA of Ectocarpus sp. CCAP 1310/34, 486 nucleotides long. The record is from the annotation of a GenBank genome assembly. NCBI's taxonomy places the organism in Eukaryota, Phaeophyceae, Ectocarpales, Ectocarpaceae.
GUGGCGUAGGCCGCAAACACUCUAGAGUUUGCCCCUCGAGGGAAGCCUCAUCGGGAUGAGCUCCGCUGGAGACAAAGCGUGCACUGCUGCGAGCGGAGAACAGAUCCGCCCGCCGGUGCAGGAGGGCCGCGAUGCGAAGAUUGCAAGUUUGCAACUGCAGAUUUCGCAAUUGGCGGCCCUGGUGGAGGAGUUGGUGAAGAAGAAGGAGCCUGGCAGCGUCGUGGCGGAUGCAGGCAGUAGGGGCGGCUGGGUUGCUUCCCCGAAAGCCAAGAGCCCCUGCAGCCGCACGGCGGAGGCGGGGGAUUUCGCCAGCAGCAAGCGAGAGAUAGUGGGCAAGGACCACGGCAGCUUCUGGAAGGCGGAUGGACCAGCAGAUCGGGAGCGAACCCUGUUGGACCAGCCGGAGUGGGCCCGGGCAUAGGACCGGACUACGGGGAGGCGAGGGGGUUAAACUCCCCACAUACCCGUGAUUCGAGGAAAUGGAGA